Molecule: messenger RNA, 921 nt
Organism: Strongylus vulgaris
Lineage: Eukaryota; Metazoa; Nematoda; Chromadorea; Rhabditida; Strongylidae
Source: the annotation of a GenBank genome assembly
AUGACACUGGUUGCACCACCACCACAACAGUGUCCUUCAAUGCCGUCUCCAACCUCAGUACCAAAUGGUGUAGCUCCUUCACCACCUCCACCUUGCUCAGGAUGCAUAAAGCUACAUGCUGAUAUAAAACAGAAUAUGCAACAAAUGAUGGAUAAAUUUGAUUUGAUCUAUAUGCGAUUGGAAAGUUUGAUGAAUGAAAAGGAAAAAAAUCGACUGAUUGUUCAUGAUCAGGAAAUGAGCGAAAGCGGUAGCGAUGAUAAGGAAAAGAAUCGACUGAUUGUUCAUGACCAGGAAAUGAGCGAAAGCGGUAGCGAUGAUAAGGAUGUUCCUUCUCCAGCCGAUAGCCGUGCGUCGCCGAACACUGCGCAAGGUAGUCGCAAACGAAAACCGAAUAAGGAAGCUGUGCACAGAGUCGCAGAUGAUGGACAAGACAUGGCUAAUGCUACCUCAGGGGUGUCCGAAGCUCCAGCUGCGCCGGCAACUCCUUCAACACCCGCAUCGACGCCGGCGACAGUGCCAACAUCUGGUUUCGGGGACAUGGAUCCAUUGGCUCAACAACAGCAACUGCUUCAAUUUAUCAUGCAGCAAUCUCUAGGUGCUGCUGCAGCCAGUAGCACUCAUCCAGCCCCGGCCUCGACACCUCAGGCAACGCAAGGUGCCACCUCUAUGCCAAUGACUCCAUCAACCCCCAUUUCCAACAUGAAAUCCGAACAACCCGAUCCGCAAGUGCUCAUGGAACAGCUCCAACAACAAUUCAAAGAGGUUCGUUCAGUGCCAUCUUACCUCUCCCAUAACGUCCUCAGACAUUCCCAUCGGCAUUGGCUUAUUCCCAGCAAUCUUAUCAUCGGCUACCCCUUCGGUAUCCCUCGUCGAACCCACGUUUUUGUGUUUUUUGCGGCAUUUUACGUGCAUUGUUCGUAA